AUGAGACUCUCACCCUCCCUCGCCACCGCCGCGGCGCUCCUAGUGGCGUCCGCCCAAGGCUCUCCUCUCCUCGGCUAUGGUUCGUACAACUACGACACCCCAUGCUUCUACGCCUGUAACAACGCGAUCCCCACCUCGCUCAAUUGCCCAGAGUACGCCGAACUCAGCGAAGGGGAGCUUGCCUUAGCAUACCCUUCCGCUACUUGCUUCGGCAAUGACACCGCCUACCUGACCUCCAUCGCGUGGUGUAUCAAGGAACACUGCGAUGAGUCGGUCAAGAUAUGGGAGGUUGAAAAGUUCUGGGCUGAAGACCUCUUCUAUGGUUCCACAGAGCCGGGAGUUGUCAUCCGGUACACAUACUCCGAAGCCAUCGAGGAAGUCGACACGAAGAACCCUCCGCAGCCCAUGGGCACGGACUUGGUGUUGAACCGGACAAUCUCACUCACAGAUGACGAGUACAUUGCCUACCUCAAUUCCAUCAUGUCGUUCAAAAUCACCAGCAAGAAUGAGUCCAAGUUCUCACUCCUCGUUUUCAUCGGUGGCGCCGUGGCUCCCGUUGCCCUCUCCCUCCUUCGCCUACUCCCCUGGCCCGUCAAGCUCCGCAGCAAGUUCUACGCAUACUUCAUCGACCCUCCCGUCUUCGGAAAGAGCCAUAACGUGCCGGUUCUUGGCUUGGCUAUGGUUCCUACUCGCGGCCAAGCCAUCUUCAUCCUCUACAUUAUCCUUAUCAACUGCGCUGUUUCCUUCGUUGGAUUCCCUGCAUAUACCCCUAACGCCUGGUACCCUGAUCGCUCCUAUGAACAUAUUCGAUAUAUGGGCAACCGUUUCGGCAUGUUGUCAUUCGCCAACAUCUCCCUUACUAUCUUGUAUGGAGGCAGGAACAAUAUGCUAAUGUGGCUAACCAACUGGUCUCACUCGACCUUCCUAUUGCUUCAUCGAUGGAUAGCUUUUAUAUGCACCAUGCAGGCCUGCUUGCACUCUGCUAUGUGGCUUCAUUUGGUGGUUGAAGGAAACACUUAUGCCGAGACAUAUAUCCUCCCGUACUGGUACUGGGGCAUUGUCGGCACACUGGCACUAAGCUUCCUCAUCCCCUUCUCCAUCAUGCCAAUUCGAAAGCACAUUUACGAAAUUUUCCUGAUCGGCCACAUCGCCCUGGCCAUCACCGCCAUUGUCGGUUCGUGGUACCAUAUCCUCGCCCUCUACGAGGGUCGAAAUGGUUUCGACGUUUGGCUGUUCGUAGCUAUGGCAAUCUGGGCCUUCGACAGACUCUUGCGUAUCGUUCGAAUUAGCAAGCACGGCAUCAAGAGGGCAUACAUUACCAAGGUUGAUGACGAGUAUAUCCGAAUCGACAUUCCUGGCGUUGAAUGCAGCGGAUACUGCUACUCCUACUACCCCACCGUCUCCUGGCGCCUAUGGGAGAACCAUCCUUUCUCUAUCGUCGGCGUCACUCCCGGCCAGAGCACGGUUUCCGCAGAGUCCCUCAUCUCUUCCAAAUCCAACUCCAACUCUGACACCGAGAUAUCAUCUGUAGCUGUCGACGCGGCUGCCAGAAAGGAGGCUGGGGUCGUCGCUGCCAAGACUACUACGACCAUUGCCAGCCUGCACGGAAAGAAGGCCGGCAUCACCAUGUUUGUCCGCGUCCACAAGGGCCUGACCAAACUUCUCGCCUCAAAGGCUGGUCUUGAGGCCGGCGUCCCCGUUCUCAUCGAGUCCAGCUACGGCCAUGAGGGAAAGACAUCCCUCCAAGGCAACGAAAGCAAAUACAACGCUACCCUUGACUAUCCCAACACACUCGUCAUUGCUGGUGGUGUCGGUGUCACUGCUGUCAUCCCCGCGCUCCAGAACUGCCUCAGCAUCUACGAGCCGCUCGGAACCACCAAGUUCUACUGGGGGAUCCGUAACCGCGGUCUCGUGGAUGCCGUUGAGGGCAUGCUGCUGGGGCAGGGCGACGGCAAGAAGGGCAACUGGGGUCGUAUUGAGCCUCACAUUACCGUUGGGUCACGCCUCAACGUGCGGGAGAUCUUGGAGAAGGAGUUGAGUAAGGAUGCAAGUGCUGGGACUACGGUUGUUGUCUGCGGACCCUUGCCUAUGCUAGAUGAGGUGCGAUAUACGGUCGCGGCUGUGGCCCGCCAUGGAGCCGUGGUGAGAUUAAUGGAGGAGGCUGUGGUGUGGUAA
Messenger RNA from Ilyonectria robusta, 2175 nucleotides. RefSeq lists its product as uncharacterized. Lineage: Eukaryota; Fungi; Ascomycota; Sordariomycetes; Hypocreales; Nectriaceae. Gene Ontology annotation, molecular function: ferric-chelate reductase activity. Gene Ontology annotation, cellular component: plasma membrane. Gene Ontology annotation, biological process: intracellular iron ion homeostasis; copper ion import; iron ion transport. The transcript is spliced from 2 exons. The record is from RefSeq and is a predicted model, not a curated record. The coding region runs from base 1 to 2175 and encodes 724 amino acids.